Messenger RNA from Pterocles gutturalis (yellow-throated sandgrouse), 1149 nucleotides. RefSeq names its product C-C chemokine receptor type 9-like. Bases 1 to 1149 code for a protein of 382 amino acids. The transcript has a single exon. Lineage: Eukaryota; Metazoa; Chordata; Aves; Pterocliformes; Pteroclidae. Gene Ontology annotation, molecular function: chemokine receptor activity. The record is from RefSeq and is a predicted model, not a curated record. Gene Ontology annotation, biological process: immune response; chemotaxis; G protein-coupled receptor signaling pathway. Gene Ontology annotation, cellular component: membrane.
AUGACCAGCCCGGAUCCCUAUGGGAACGACAGUGCCGUGCUGUCUCUGUACAGAAAUCCUGUGAAUGACACGGAUCUCCAGUGUGACAAGCAGCAGGUCAGGCAGUUCGCCCGAGCCUUCCUCCCCGUGUUCUUCUGGCUCAUCUUCUUGGCUGGCACGGUGGGGAAUGCCCUGGUGGUGCUGGUCUAUUGCAAGUACCGCUUCCGGAGGAGCAUGACGGACCGGUACCUACUGCACCUAGCCAUUGCCGACCUGCUCCUCCUCCUCACCCUCCCGUUCUGGGCCAAGGCCGCUUCAGACGGUUGGAUCUUCAAAAACUUCAUGUGCAAAGUCGUCAACAGCAUGUAUAAGAUCAACUUCUACAGCUGCAGCUUGUUCCUCACCUGCAUCAGCUUCGACAGGUACAUCAGCAUCGUCCAGGCGACGAAAGCGAAAACUUCCAAGCCACGGCGGCUCCUGCGCAGCAAGCUCAUGUGCUGGGCCGUCUGGCUGAUGGCUGUGAGCCUGUGCAUCCCCGAGAUCAUGUACAGCCAGAGCAUGCGGGUGGGUGACGUAACCGUUUGCAAAAUCACCUACCCGCCGAACGUCAGCGGCGUCUUCAGAGUCACCGUCCUAGCCUUGAAAGUCACCAUCGGCUUCUUCCUCCCGCUCCUCGUCAUGGUGAUUUGUUAUGCCCUGAUCAUCAACACCCUCCUGCAAGCCAAAAGAUCCCAAAAGCAGAAGUCCCUGAAGAUCAUCACCACCAUCAUCACUGCCUUCCUUCUCUCCCAGUUCCCCUACAACAUCGUUUUGCUGGUCAAAGCCAUCAACAGCUACACGCGGGUGGCACACAGCUGCCAGGCCGCUGACCGGCUGGACAUCGGGCUGCAGGUCACCCAGAGCAUCGCCUUCCUCCACAGCUGCCUCAACCCCUUCCUCUACGUCUUCGCUGGGGAGCGGUUCCGGAUGGCGCUGCGCAGGAUGGUGCCGAGCGGCAGCUGGUGGCCGGGCCGGGGUCCGGAGCAGUGCUCCUCUGCCGGUGACAGCCAGGACCACAGCUCCAACUGGUCCUUCGCCAUGCUGGGCGGGCGGCGGGUGCGCAGCUCCCUGACCCUCAGCACCCACCUCACCUCCUCCAUGGCAUCCCCGCCCUGCCAAGUCCUCCUGUAA